AUGGCUGAACUAGGAUUCCCUAACAGAUUUCAACAGUGGGUGCUUGCCUGUGUCAAAACUGUAAGCUACUCUAUAAUUAUUAAUGGAGAACCUUCAGAACCAUUCCCAGCUGCUAAGGGACUGAGGCAGGGAGAUCCUAUGUGCCCUUUCCUAUUUGCAAUUGCUAUGGAAUACUUGAGUAGAUGUCUGAAUGGAUUGAAAAAAGAAAGGGGUUUCAAAUAUCAUCUCAGAUGUUCAAAAAUAGGAAUAACUCAUCUGAGCUUUGCAGAUGAUUUGCUACUCUUGGGAGAUGUGACUUCAAUUACUCAUCUACUACAAUGCCUCAACCAUUUCUAUGGGGCAUCAGGAUUGAGAGCUAACCAGGAAAAGAGCUCAAUUUUCUUUGGAGGAGUAACACAUUUGGCAAGUGAAGAGAUAGUGCAUAAAUUUGGAUAUCCUAGUGGAGAAUUACCAGUCAAGUACUUAGGAGUCCCAUUGUCCACCAAGAAGAUGUCCAUAGCUCAAUGGCAGCCUCUCAUUGAGAAAAUGGUGGCCAGAAUCUCAUUAUGGACUGGAAAGAAGCUUUCCUAUGCUGGCCGGAUUUACAAAGUACCGAAGACAAUUGAAGCAUAUUGCAGGAGCUAUGUAUGGUCAGGAGAAAAUGUCAUCACAAGAAGAUCUUUAGCGGCUUGGGAUAAAAUAUGUACACCUAAGAGUGCAGGUGGACUAAACAUAAUCAAUCUCAAAGUUUGGAACAUAGCAGCAUCAACAAAGAACUAUUGGAAUCUUGCAAACAAGGGUGACAAAAUGUGGAUCAAAUGGAUACAUGCUUAUUACAUAAAAGGGCGACAAAUCUCUGACAUGCCAAUACCACAGCAAGCUUCUUGGCUAGUCAGGAAGGUGGUGGAGGCAAGGAGUUUAGUGGAAGCAAUUCAAAUUCAGACAAAGAAUAACAGGAGCAUUAUUAGACAAAUAUACUACAAACUGGUGGGCCAAUUACCAAGAAUGGAUUGGAAGGUGUUCAUGUUUGGGAAUGAUGCAAGGGCAAAGGCUAAGUUCACAAUGUGGCUAUACAUUCAAGACAGGAUGAUGACUAGUGAUAGAUUGGCUCGAUGGGGGAUGCAGGUGGAUACUAAAUGUGUACUAUGCCAAUCCUGUGAUGAGAGCAGGAAUCAUAUGUUUGUUGAAUGCGAGUUUGCUAGGAGUAUGUGGAAGAGAUUGCUAAAAUGGAUACAAAGACGAACUUUCUGGGCAACCUCAUGGGACCAGCAUUGGAAAUGGGAAAUAGAGAAUGCAAAAGGAAAAUCAAGUAGAGCAUCAGUUUUCAAAAUGGUAUAUGCAGAGGCAAUACAUACAAUCUGGAAUGAGAGAAACCUCAGGAUAUUUGAGAAGCAAAGCAGGGAAGCUGAAGAAUUAGCUAGAAAUGUUGCAUGUGUUUGUAAUGUAAGAGCGACAACUCAAACUAGAAUCCUCAUGCAGCAACUUAGAUUUUGA
Molecule: messenger RNA, 1473 nt
Organism: Nicotiana attenuata
Lineage: Eukaryota; Viridiplantae; Streptophyta; Magnoliopsida; Solanales; Solanaceae
Exons: 2
Coding region: 1-1473 (490 amino acids)
Source: RefSeq, a predicted model, not a curated record